GGCCCAACCUUGCGUGCACUGGAAUACGCAGAGGUGGAGAGGGACUGCGAAUGGCUCCGCUUCUCAGAAGCCUUCAUACCUUGGCCUCGUGAGCUCCUACGCAGAGGGUCUGGGGACAUGGCCAGAAAGGCUCUCAAGCUUGCUUCGUGGACCAGUGUGGCUCUUGCUGCCUCGGGUGUCUACCUCUACAGCAACAACUUCUUGGACCCUAAUGACUUCGGUGCUGUCAGGGUGGGCAGAGCUGUUGCUACGACAGCUGUCAUCAGUUAUGACUACCUCACCUCCCUGAGGAGUGUCCCAUAUGGCUCCGAGGAGUAUUUGCAGCGUCGAUCCCAGGUGCAUCUCCGCUCUGCCAGGCGUCUCUGUGAGCUCUGCUGUGCCAACCGGGGCACCUUCAUCAAGGUGGGCCAGCACCUGGGGGCUCUGGACUACCUGCUGCCAGAGGAGUACACCAGCACGCUGAAGGUGUUGCACAGUCAGGCCCCACAAAGCAGCAUGCAAGAGGUCCGGCAGGUCAUCCGAGAAGACCUGGGCAAGGAGAUCCAUGACUUGUUCCUGAGCUUCGAUGACACCCCUCUAGGGGCAGCCUCCCUGGCCCAGGUCCAUAAAGCAGUGCUGCGCGAUGGUCGGACAGUGGCAGUGAAGGUCCAGCACCCGAAGGUUCAGGCUCAAAGCUCGAAGGACAUUCUUCUGAUGGAGGUGCUUGUCCUGGCUGUGAAACAACUCUUCCCAGAUUUUGAAUUCAUGUGGCUGGUGGACGAGGCCAAGAAGAACCUGCCUCUCGAGUUGGACUUUCUAAAUGAAGGGAAGAACGCGGAGAAAGUGGCCCACAUGCUCAAACACUUUGACUUCCUAAAGGUCCCCCAGAUCCACUGGGAGCUGUCCACCAAGAGGGUGCUCCUGAUGGAGUUUGUGGAGGGAGGGCAGGUCAACGACCGAGCCUACAUGGAGAAGAACCGGAUCGAUGUGAAUGAGAUCUCCUGCCACCUGGGCAAGAUGUACAGUGAGAUGAUUUUUGUCAAUGGCUUUGUGCACUGUGACCCCCACCCAGGCAAUGUGCUGGUGCGGAAGCGUCCUGACACGGGCAAGGCCGAGAUAGUCCUUUUGGACCAUGGGCUUUACCAGGUGCUCACGGAGGAGUUCCGCCUGGACUACUGCCACCUGUGGCAGUCUCUGAUCUGGACUGACAUGGAGAGGGUGAAACAGUACAGCCAGCGCCUAGGAGCUGCAGAGCUCUACCCGCUGUUUGCCUGUAUGUUGACAGCCAGGUCCUGGGACUCAGUCAAGAGGGGCAUCGGCCAAGCUCCAGUCACUGCCACUGAGGACUCAGAGAUCCGCAAUAAUGCGGCCAGCUACCUGCCGGAGAUCAACCAGCUCCUUAACCACGUGCCUCGUCAGAUGCUGCUCAUCCUGAAGACCAAUGAUCUAUUGCGCAGCAUUGAGACCGCCCUGGGCACCCGCUCCAGUGCCAGUUCCUUCCUCAACAUGUCUCGGUGUUGUAUCAGGGCACUGGCCGAGCACAGGAAGAGGGGUGCCUGUUCAUUCUUCAGGAGGACCCAGAUAUCCUUCAGUGAGGCCUUUAGCCUGUGGCAGAUCAACCUUCAUGAACUUCUGCUGCGAGUGAAGGGCUUGAGACUAGCUUGCUGGGUGUCAGCACUCCUGGGCUGGCUGACUCGGGCUCCAUAUUGAGUGUGACUGUCAUUCCCUGUCCCAUCUCAGUGUCUUUUCACGCCUCACUCUUUCCUUUGUGCUCUGACUACCCACUGGCCCAUGUCUGCCUAGGGUGGUCUUCCAUGGCACCACCACGCUCUGCCGUCAGAUCCCCCUGCUGCAGUGUUGUCCUGGGGGCCCCGGAAUGUACAGCAGAGUGAGGUUUGUUUGUUUGUUUGUUUGUUUUUAACUCUAUGGAGCAGAUAAAGCUACCUUCCUCCCAUCUCCUGUAUGUGCCAUUGGCUUGGUCAUCCCCACUUUUAUGGGAUUGUCAGAAAGGAUGGACCAACCCCAUGUGCCACGGGGGCAUGUUUAGCUUGUAGGGAAAUAAGUAGCGUCUUGGAACUCACUAGAGAACAGACCUUGUGUUUUUGCCAUAUCACUCCCAAGGGUGUCCCGCCUCAGCGAGGAAGGGUGCAUCUGAGAGUAACUGUGAAGCUAUGGGUUGGUGCUGUUAUGGGGACACCUUCAGUGUUGUAUGUAUUGUGUUUCAAUAAACCUUUUCAAGGUUGCAGGGACUGUUUCUUCUGACUCAAU
This is a messenger RNA of Acomys russatus (golden spiny mouse), 2247 nucleotides long. It is a transcript of the gene Adck1, whose product is annotated as aarF domain containing kinase 1. Gene Ontology annotation, molecular function: protein kinase activity; ATP binding. Gene Ontology annotation, cellular component: mitochondrial inner membrane. Gene Ontology annotation, biological process: mitochondrion organization; protein phosphorylation; lipid homeostasis. The transcript is spliced from 11 exons. The record is from RefSeq and is a predicted model, not a curated record. Bases 118 to 1689 code for a protein of 523 amino acids. Lineage: Eukaryota; Metazoa; Chordata; Mammalia; Rodentia; Muridae.